UCCGAAUAAAUUGUUUAGAAAAUGAGUAACGAAAGUUCCAGUGUAGUGUCCAAGUUACUUGAUGAUCAAAACACAUGGCUGGCAAUGAAAAUUCUGAUGUUUGGAAUAACUCCUGCUAUCUCUAUCUUUGGUUUUGUAGGUAACAUAUUGAGUAUCAUUGUCUUGGUCAAACAUGGGAUGUCCAAAUGUUCUAACAUUCUCUUGGUCAGUUUAGCUUUCUGUGAUAUCAUCUUUCUAGUAUCGUACAACAACAUACCAAAGAUUAUCUACGAGGCCGUUUGGAACCACGAAUAUGUUGACUAUUCAAAGUCCACUUGUGAUGCGUUGUUUGUACUAUUUACCAUCUUCACGCUGUGUGACUAUACUUUUGGUGUCACUGGAAUGACGCUGCCCAUGCUAAUUACUAUAGAAAGACUUGUGGUCAUCUUCUUCCCGCUCAAUUUUAACCGAGCGUUAACACCAACGAGAACUUGGAUGGCCAUUGCGGGGGUGGCUGUCUACUCACUUUCACUCUUUGUCUACAGCAGCUUUUGGCAAGUAUUAGACUACAGCGUUGACCCUGUGCGAAAUAUUUCUGUAGGACUCAUUAAAAGAUCAGCCUUUUUUAACGAUAAUCCAGAAUCGGUUGCCACUAUUCAAAAUUUAAUGGUUUACACUAGCAUAAUAAUUCCACCCAUUUUCACUGUGACUGGAUGUAUUGUCAUUUCAAUCCAAAUUCAAAUCGCCUCCAUCAAACGAAAGAAGAUGACGUCAUCAAUGCGCUCCACCAACAGGACGACCAAAACUUUGCUAGCAGUUUGCGCUGUCUACUGCGUUACAUCAGCGGUGCUGUCAUUGCCACUGUAUAUUCCCGCAGAGUAUGCUUCUUACGCACUCACAGAUGAGGCACCAUCGAACGUUGGGAAGCUGUUCUUUCAGCUUGCGAAUACUGUCGGCUGCAUCCAAAGCUCGUCUGAUUUUAUAGUGUACAUCGGUUUAAACAAGCAAUUCAGAGACACGCUUAGAAAAGUUCUAGCAAUUCAGUUCUUUCACCCCAGAGCCAGCUUUUAUCGUCUAUGAAAACUAUCGUCUCCAUUUAACACGGGUCAUUGUUUUUCUACUUAAGCAUGAGGCUAUCUAUUGCAAAGGAAACACAAAACGUAGCUCUUCUACUCUUCCUCUUCUUCCUUGUUCUCAUUGUUAUGUUGGAGUGUUCACAUUCUUCUUCUUAAACUGUGAGGUAGAGUUGAGCCUUCGGCUCUUGGAACUCUAGCCCAGCAAAAGUGAACAAGAGCUCGCUCUAACCUGGCGGGUUGGUCAGACUCGCGGCAAGAGGCCGCGUAUAGAUCUACUAAGUCCCCCGCCAUUUUUCUUUUCUAUAUCAGGCUAACCGUGCGGGACACGCCAUUUAUUAUGUAACGGCCCCUUGAGGAACGGCGCCUGGAUUGUGACAAGGUUGUGGGAGCUUUUUUACAACUCCGCACAGUGCAAUGAGGAUGAUCUCGCGCCCCCUUAGGCACCACCACGGGAGUCUUGUUUUGCUACCCUUUAGCCUAAUCGUUUCCUCCUACGAUCGUUUUCACCCGGGCGCCACUAUGAGGCAGGGUAGCAUGCCCGGGGAACUGUUCAGAUAACUAGACCAAUAUACGAGAUGAA
Messenger RNA from Biomphalaria glabrata, 1635 nucleotides. Its product is annotated as neuropeptides capa receptor-like. Gene Ontology annotation, molecular function: G protein-coupled receptor activity. The record is from RefSeq and is a predicted model, not a curated record. NCBI's taxonomy places the organism in Eukaryota, Metazoa, Mollusca, Gastropoda, Planorbidae. Gene Ontology annotation, biological process: G protein-coupled receptor signaling pathway. Bases 22 to 1059 code for a protein of 345 amino acids. The transcript has a single exon. Gene Ontology annotation, cellular component: plasma membrane.